Messenger RNA from Adineta steineri, 1479 nucleotides. The record is from the annotation of a GenBank genome assembly. NCBI's taxonomy places the organism in Eukaryota, Metazoa, Rotifera, Eurotatoria, Adinetida, Adinetidae.
AUGGGAAAAUUUGAUGUUUCACUUAUUCGAUAUUUAACUUCUGAAGAUUAUCGAGUUUUAACAGCAAUUGAAAUGGGUAUGCGUAAUCAUGAAUUAGUUCCAUUACAAUUAUUAGCUGUAAUUGCAUCACUUAAACAUGGUGGUUGUCAUAAAAUUUUACGUGAAUUAGUACGUUAUAAAUUAGUUGCAUAUGACGCUACAGCUAGAAGAAAAUCUAAUAAUAAUGAAGGUUAUCGUUUAACAAAUCUUGGUUAUGAUUACUUAGCAUUAAAAGCACUUGCUGCAAGAGAUGUUAUUAAUUCAGUUGGAAAUCAAAUUGGUGUUGGAAAAGAAUCAGAUGUUUAUAUUGUUGCAAAUGAAAAUGAUGAACAAAUGAUUUUAAAAUUACAUCGUUUAGGGCGAACAUGCUUUCGACAAUUAAAAAAUAAACGUGAUUAUCUUAAACACAGACAAAGUUUUAGUUGGUUAUAUCUUGCAAGACUUGCAGCAAUGAAAGAAUUUGCUUUUAUGAAGACUCUUUAUGAACAUAAAUUUCCUGUUCCAAAACCAAUUGAUUGCAAUCGACAUUGUGUUGUCAUGCAAUUGAUCGAUGGCUAUCCUUUAUGUAGUAUUAAAGAUAUUGAUGAGCCAGGAAAAAUUUAUGAUGAAUUAAUGUCAAUUAUCAUUCGUCUUGCAUCCUAUGGACUUAUUCAUUCAGAUUUUAAUGAAUUUAACUUAAUGGUAUCAGAUAGUGGUCUUAUAACCAUGAUUGAUUUUCCACAAAUGGUUUCAACAUCACAUUUAAAUGCUGAAUAUUAUUUUGAUCGUGAUGUUCAAUGUAUUCGAGAUUUUUUUCGACGUCGAUUUCAAUUUGAAACUGAUAUUUACCCAAAAUUUGCUGAUAUUAAACGUUUACAUUCAUUAGAUAAUGAUGUUAGAGCAAGUGGAUUUUCAAAAGAAUUAGAACGACAAUUUGAAGAAGUAUCGGAUACAAUUGGUCUAAGACAAGAUGUUGAAAAUCCCGACCAUUCAUUUGAAGAAGAAGAUGAAGAUGACGAGGAUAAUGAUGAUGAAGAAGAAGAAGAAGAAGAAGAAGAAGAAAAAGUGGAAGCAGAAGUAGAUGAAAAGUCGAAAUUACCAUCUUUGAAAAAUGAUGUAAUUACUAAAUUAGCAAAAAUCAUCGAUACUAAUGAUCUGUUAUCAUCUCCUGCCGUUGAUGAAUUCGGUGAAAAUAAAAAUUUUCUAUUUAAACCAUUUCACGAUAAAAAUGAAGAUGAAGAAGAAAAUGAUGAUAAUGAUGACACAAAAUCAACUGUAUCAACCUCACAUAAAUUAUCUACAUUAACGAUAGAUAAAGAUUAUGUACGAGCAAAAGUAAAACAAUCAUUAAAGAAGAAAUUAAAACAACAACAUCAUCGUUUAUGUAGUAAAGGUGAAGCAGCCUUAGUUACUGCACAACGACGUGAUCAACGAGACACAAUUCAAUUACAUCUUGAAUAA